Messenger RNA from Paraglomus occultum, 242 nucleotides. The record is from the annotation of a GenBank genome assembly. NCBI's taxonomy places the organism in Eukaryota, Fungi, Glomeromycota, Glomeromycetes, Paraglomerales, Paraglomeraceae.
GUCAAGAAGUCAACUACAUAGCAGUAGCAAAUAAUGAAUUAAGAGUACAAGAAAGUAAAUUAGAUAUAGAGAUGAUACAUCGAUCAGAUUCAAGUAAUACAGAAAAUAAUAUGACAAACAUAAAAAUGGAAGUAGAGAGAAUCCAACUACCAGAAAACAGUAAAAGCAAAGAACUACUAAACCAAAUGGAAGAAGUUCAAGAGACUAAAGAAGAAGAAAUCAAUAUGACAAAUAGCUAUUAA